GGAAAGCAAGUCCCCUCUCCCUCCCAGUGGUUGGCCUCACGAGUCCUAUCUUCUCCCACUAAUCCCCUCCCCCGUUCCCCUCGCCGCCGCCGCCGCCGCCGGCGUCGCCUGCCCGAGAUGAAUGUCGACAAGCUGAAGAAGAUGGCCGGUGCCGUGCGCACCGGCGGCAAGGGCAGCGUGCGCCGGAAGAAGAAGGCCGUUCACAAGACCACAACCACCGAUGACAAGAGGCUUCAAAGCACCUUGAAAAGAGUAGGAGUCAACACCAUUCCCGGUAUUGAGGAGGUCAACAUUUUCAAGGAUGACGUAGUUAUCCAAUUUCAGAACCCGAAAGUGCAAGCAUCCAUUGCUGCAAACACAUGGGUAGUCAGUGGAACACCACAGACUAAAAAGCUGCAAGAUUUACUGCCGACAAUUAUCAACCAACUGGGCCCUGAUAACUUGGACAACCUGCGAAGGCUUGCUGAGCAGUUCCAGAAGCAAAUGCCUGGAGCUGAGGGUGGCGCCAGCAUCGGCGCUGCCCAGGACGACGAUGACGACGUCCCAGAGCUCGUCCCAGGAGAGACCUUCGAAGAAGCCGCUGAGGAGAAGAAGGCACCUGAGGCGAAGAAGGAAGCGGAGCCGGAGGAGAAGAAAGAGUCGUCGUAAAUCAUUGUUGUGAAGGGUUCCUUGUUGGUUCAGGGUUGAGUCGCAUCUAGUACCAUGCAUGCCAGAGACACAUGCUCCUGUGAGAACUCUGGCCUACCUUUCGUUUCCAGCGCUCCUCCGGUUUUGUCUUGGCCGUGGGUUGUGUCCAAACCGACAGCGGAACUGAGUUUUACGACAAUUGCGAUUCAUCAUCAUUGGAAAGUGUUUGAUAUGCACAGUUGCAUUGUUUGAA
Messenger RNA from Hordeum vulgare subsp. vulgare (domesticated barley), 880 nucleotides. Its product is annotated as nascent polypeptide-associated complex subunit beta-like. Gene Ontology annotation, cellular component: nascent polypeptide-associated complex; cytosol. The transcript is spliced from 6 exons. The record is from RefSeq and is a predicted model, not a curated record. NCBI's taxonomy places the organism in Eukaryota, Viridiplantae, Streptophyta, Magnoliopsida, Poales, Poaceae. Bases 118 to 648 code for a protein of 176 amino acids.